UCGCAGACGGAAGCGUAUCGUAGGAGGGAACGCCGUCGAGGUGGGGGCAUAUCCAUGGAUGGUCCAGAUCUACCUUCAUAAUAUUUCGUUUGGAAAUGCAUAUUUCCACUGUGGUGGGACCCUCAUCAACAAAAGGACGGUCCUUACGGCUGCGCACUGCAUCACACGGAUCACAACUGCCACAACACUGAGAGCAAUAACGGUUGGAAAUAUUGAUCGUCGCCAGUUAUUCGAGUGUGAUAAUGACAAUACGACCUGCACAAACUCAACACAAUUUGGCAUCGAAGAGACAAUUGUUCAUGAACUUUAUGCCGAGGGAAACGUUCGAAACGAUAUCGGAAUGAUACGGUUGAAACAGGAUGUUAUAUUCAAUGACUUUGCAAGGCCAAUUUGCUUACCAUAUACUGAAAACAUAUUCAAGAAAUUCAAAGAUGGAAAACUGACAGUGAUUGGUUGGGGCACACAAAAUAAAGCGGACGACGGGAAGCCCAGGGUGAUCUCAUGGAAGGAACAGGAAGUAGAAAACAAUCUCGUGUCGCGAGAAAACUGUAACCGAUUUUUCAGCAGGACCACAGGCAAAUUAGCUUAUUCUCAGUUAUGCGCAGGUGGUUAUCCAGGAAAAGGGGACUGUCAGGGCGAUUCAGGAGGCCCCCUUUUCAAAAAGCUACCUGUCGAAAGCCUACAAGGAAGUAAUGACACGAUAGAACGAUUUUUCCAAUUUGGAAUUGUGUCCACCGGAGCAGUUGUCGAAUGUGGAAAGCAAGGCAAACCAUCCGUGUAUACUUCCGUUUUGUACUAUCUGCCUUGGAUUUUGGACAACAUUAUUCCGAAAGUAAAGAUUACGAUAUGCAGUAAUUGCACCGUAACAAAUAAAGUGAAACCCUCGGAGGAGUUGAAUACAGGAAAUUCUGUGGACGUGAGGGUGUACAAAAAUGUAGAGUUGCUGCCAAAAUUCCCUGACUGCGGUCCUCCCCCAGCAAUUCUGCCCACGGUGAUGGCCGGAACUGGAUCGACCGGAAGUGGGGCAACGGGGUUGACGAGGGUCAAGCGAGUGGUGGGAGGACGUCCUUUUGGGUUGGGAUCUCUCGCCUGGAUGGCGCAAGUUUACGUGAGAAAUAGUAUUACGCUGGAUCUUCACUUGAGAUGCAGCGGAUUUAUUAUUUCCUCCCGAUAUGUUAUGACGGCUGCGCAUUGUGUGACAGAAAUUGCAUCGCCCUAUGCAUUGGAUAGCAUCGUGAUUGGAAACUACAAUAGGCUUCAACCGAAAGAAUGUAUUGAGGAGGAAUGCAAUGAACGAAAAUUUAUUCCAAUCGAGGAUGUAGUAGUGCAUGAAUAUUUUGCGAAAUACACUCAUGAAUAUGAUGUCGCCCUCAUUAGACUUCCAGAAGAAAUAAAAUUUGGCAAAUUCCUUCAACCAAUCUGCCUUCCUCUUAGUGAAGAUGACAACCAGGCUUGGACAGAUUCAAAAUUUACAACUGCGGGAUGGGGGAAAGUAUCGGGCGAAUCAGUAGAAAAUGGUGAACAUAGGCAUUCCAACAUAUUACAUGCCAUUAAUAUUACUCUUCAAAGUCGGAAAGCUUGUGAUUUCGUCUACUCCAGGCAAACUGGGGUCCUUGAUAAGUCAAGGCUCUGCGCGGGGGGCGAUGCUGGGAAAGGCGAAUGCUCUGCAGACACAGGUGGUCCGAUGAUGAGGUGGAUUUGGGGCCCAGGUCCAGAUGGGCCAAGAUCCAUUCCACGUUACUACGCCUUUGGGAUAGCUUCUUUCGUUGAAUGUGGCGAGCAAGGCACUCCCUCCGUCUACACAAACAUAUUAUUCCACAUGCCUUGGGUAUUGAGAAAAAUUGAACCAUAACUUUCCACUCGUACACGAUUUUUUUGGAAUACAGUUUAAUAAAUUAAUCAGGCAUGCGUUCUGGUAAA
This is a messenger RNA of Folsomia candida, 1920 nucleotides long. RefSeq names its product transmembrane protease serine 9. Bases 59 to 1852 code for a protein of 597 amino acids. The transcript is spliced from 20 exons. The record is from RefSeq and is a predicted model, not a curated record. Gene Ontology annotation, biological process: proteolysis. NCBI's taxonomy places the organism in Eukaryota, Metazoa, Arthropoda, Collembola, Entomobryomorpha, Isotomidae. Gene Ontology annotation, molecular function: serine-type endopeptidase activity.